AUGAUCGUCGUGACCGCCACCACAACGCUUUUCAUGUCAUUAAUCUGGUUAGGUCAAUCGACGAAUGCGGUUUACUACGACCAUGGUAAGAUUUUCGACGCGACCGUAAUUCCGGUCGUCACAAAAGAAAAUACGUUGAAUAAUCCCGUGGAUCAAAAUGGUGGCAAUUUACCUUUUGAUAUAUCGGUAACCCAGAGCAAAACUACAUUACCCAUUGUAGGCGAUCCGCUAAAAAGUAAUUGGUUCCCGACGAACCAUAAGAAUACAAACGCCGACGGAAGCGAAAAGAACACGAGCAGCACUGCAGCGGUCGACGACAGAAUGUAUCGACUGAUCAAAAAGUACGAAUUAUGAUUUUUUUUUUUUUAUGUAUACUGUCGACAAAGCUUUGCAUAUAUUUUAUUACUUAUACUUCAAACGCACGUAUCAUAAUUUUUGAUAAAAUUUGAUUGUUGUCGACAAUAAUACCAAGUGUUUCUGAAAAUGUAUUGUCCUAUAAAUUGUUUUGUUAGGGUCAUGAUUACACCGUAAAUUACGAAUAUGAUAACAUUACUUAAAUCAAAACCGUAUAUCAAUGUACCUAUUUCAGUUAGGAAAUGACAACAGAAAAAAGAUAAGUAUUAUUUCAAAAAUGUUGUAUUAUAAUAAGUUUUUGAUCAUUCAGUAAAACUGCAAAACCUGAGAUACGCAGUUUUGAGUAUAAGUGACUAUUGUUUUUACUUUGAUGAGUUUUUUUAAGACUGUAAAUACAUUUUCUAAGAAAUCUUGCUCAUUUUUAAUCUAGUAAGUGCUUUUUAGAGGUCGUUUUUUAAUUUUUCGUAUAAAAUGAAAAACUAACAAUUUCUGUGUAAUUUAGAUUGAUUCCUGGGAAGCUUGGCAGCAAGGCAAAUAUAAUAAUAUUCUAUUCAGAAUCGUUUUUUAUUGAUUAUGAUUUAUCGUAAUAUAGAUAUUAAAAAAAUUACUCUAAAAGGCGAUCCAUUAAAGUGGAUAAACUCAUUAUCACUAAAAAUAUUCACUUUUUCAUUUUUUUUUUUAAAUGAAUUAUUUUAUCAUUUUAUUUUACAAGCAACUCUUAAAUGUUACCUGUCCAUUAUUUUCGUAGCCCUUAUUUUCAUGGUUGAAACAAUUUCCUACUUUUGAUUUUCUAUACUAUAAAUUGCAUAAAUUGAUGAAGAAUCAGUUUAAAUACAUUUUGGUAUUCAAAUUUUUAUCUUCUAUCAACCCACUGAUUGGAUAUUACACUAUUAAUUUUGUACUCUACUGUACUUUCCUACUAUAACUCUAUAAUUACUAUAUUGUUUGAAAAAAGUAAAUUCCUUUGAAGAUAAUGAGUGUAUCCGCGUAUAUAGCUCACCUUGUAUACAUUCUUCUUUCCAACAACCCUCCUAAAAUAGUGUCACACCCAUUAGCAGAAUCAGCUUUUUUUUUUGUUAUGAUUCAACGCUAAAUAUUGUCAGGGACAUGCAAGAUACUUUAAAAUGAGAUUUUAGAUAUUUGAUACUAAUUACAUUAAGUACAAUUUCAUAACAAAAGAUAGGUACUUUUCGUAACAGAAACAUUAUACAAGAUACUUGUCGAAAAUACGGCCCAACCCUAAGUAUAGUUUUGGGUUUUCACGUAGGUAUAUUAGUAUAUGCGUAUAAUAUUAUACUAGGCGCAAUAUUAUAUUACGUGAAUUUUGGUUUUUUUGUUUUCCUAAAAUAUUUUACCGUGUAACUAUAAAUAAUAAAGCAUAUAUUUUAUUUUUGUUAUUCAGUGACAGACCAAUUAUUCAUCAUAAGAAAAUAAAUCGCGUUGACGAUCAAAAUUUUAAUACAAAAACGAACGAAUUUGCCGGCAAAGAACACGUCCUGACUGGUUAUCAAAAAAUGUACGAUUUGUCGUACGAUUAUUUAGAUAACCCUGGAUAUAAAGGAUAUUACGAAAGCGCAGCUGAUAAAACCGCAUGGACUACUCCGGCGAAUCGACCCGAACAGGCACGUCCGCUCUCGUCGUGGUCAACUGCAGGUGCAAUAAGUGAAAAUUCGGGUAGUUUGGUUCAUCCUACGUACGAAAACGAAAACACUAAACCUUCUAAACUGUGGAGUAUACCACCCACCAAGUAUCUUUACAAGCUAAUUGAAUAUAAAGAAAAAAAAAUCGACUGGCAUAAAAUCGGUAUGUGGGCACUCAUCAAAAUCGGCCUGUUAAAACUUGUAAAACUUGGUGUUCUAAAAAUUUUACUCAUUAUCUUGUUCAAGUUUAAAUUAUACAUGAAGGCAGUUUUCUUGAAAUUCCUAUUGUUCCUGAAAUUACUACAGACCGUCAAAAUCUCGAUGUUACCAUUAAUCCUUCUGCCACUGUUACCGCAGAUAAUCGCACCGAUAAUAGGAGGUUUGACGCAUCUUCUAACGUCACAAAUCCCGGUACUCCCGUCGAUCCCGGUGCAUCCCGGCAAUGUGUUACCUAUGGUUCUACCGGUUAGUUCUAGGUUUGUAACGCCCAGCGUGAGCUUUUCAGGUGGAACCGCUGGACUUUCGAGCGGCACUGGCUCGUCAGGUGGAACGACCUAUUCGAGUGGAAGUAACCUAUCGGGCGGAACAAGUCUUUCAAACGGAAUUUUUUCUGAUCGUAAUCCCGGGGGAACAGAUCUAACAAAUGGAUCUUUUAAUAUUCCUGGCGAAACCAGUGCUUCUACGGAAGGAUCAACGAUUUCCAUCCGUAUUCCUGCCGGCGGAACGUUCCAGUCGUCGUUUAGACUCGACGAUUUGUAUAAAUAUUUCGUCAGCAAGCUGAAUUACAAGUCAUUAGGUGUUUUUUAUUCCACUUCAACAACAUUCCAAAAUAUAAUGAAUUCGGAAACGUGCGCGGAAAGAAUAGCCUGUCAUAUCGCCGCGGCCGAAAAGACUGGCGUCUUACCUCUCUGGAUCAAUUGGUGAGCCCCAAUAUCUGUUUAAGAGAUCAUGACACUUGUGAAAUUUACUGUCUCAGUCCAAGAUACUAUAACUAUACUAAAAUUACGUUAAAUUAAAUUACAAAAAAAAAAAAAAAUGUAAUUUUCAAUUACGGCAUUAAAGUUUUAAUAUUAGUGUGUAGAAAAAUUGAAUAGGAGAAUAUUACAGAGGGCACCAAGUGGCUUUUUUCUAAAAUAUUGUUAUACAAAAGAGUUACAGCCCUGUUUAUGUUUGUUUUUAUAAAACAGCGCUACCUUUUUUUGUUUUAUAACUUUUAUAAUUUGAAGAAAGAGAACACGUUGAUCUCAAGAACAUCCUCUUUAAAUUUCAUUAUGUGUGUUUAAACUUUAUUGUCAACCAUAAACGCCACAAAAUGUCUGUAAGGGUUACGUAAUUUCUGUGUUUUCUCGUUAGUUUUGAGACCGAGAAAGUAAAUACGCAGUUAUCACGUCUUCUUGAAACACAGAAAAUACAAAUUAUAAUAAUGUUUGCCUUCACUUUUUAAUAAGUAUAUUAAAAUUGUAAAAAAAAAAAUAGAAUAAUAAUUUAUAAUCAACUAAAUUUGUCAUCAAAAAUAAUACCCGAUUUACAUUAAUACAAUAUAGGUAAUGUAAGACGAAAUAUUAUCCUCGUAUUUAUGAGUUUUCAAUAGAAUUAUUUUUCUUUUAUAAAUUAAAUUUUUAUUUGCAACAUGGCGUAAAUGUUAUAUUUUUAGGAUAUUUCGUCAACUGACAGAAUCGAUUCCUAACGAUAAACUCAAGUCUUAUACGAAAACUUACGAAGACAUAAACAGGGAAAUUCAUAUUAUUCCAGCGUCGAAUGCUCCGAGAAAUUGGACGACUUGGUGCUCAGAACGUUACGGAUGUCGUAGUGACGGUGCAUCGAAUCUGCAUGAUACAAAUCAAUAAUAGUUUUUAUUUAAUAUAAUAUUUUUAUAAUAUUUGUAUACAAAUAGCUACCGAUUAAGUAGAUUAUAUUCAAUUAAAGUUUUGAAGUAUUCGAUGUACUUACAUACCCGUAAAUUAAUUUUGUUUUAAAAUCAUUUCUAUAAAAAAAUAAAACAGAAAUAAAUAUCCGUCGAUUAAGUAAUUCGGGAACAUUUGAAGUGAUUAUUAUUCUUGUUGUUUAUAUUACAGCAAAAUCUAUUUUAAUUUAAUUUUCCUAGUAUGUAUUAGAAAAUAUAUUAUUUAAAUAUUAUACGUGUAAUAUCAUAUGUAGUUGCUCGUUGUAGUACUCUGUUCCGACAGUUAAAUUUCUUUUUUAUUAAAUUUCUUUUUUAAAUUUUAUCAAAUUUUAUUGUUAUUAUUUAUUAUUUUUGUAACAUGUGUAGAUAUUAUUAUAAAAAUAAAAAUCCCUGUAAAAUAUUAUAAAACGCGUGAAUUCGGAAAUUCUUGUAAUCCCAAUAAUAAUCAAAAUAAUAGUUAUUUUUAUUAUUAACGAUACUUCGAUACCUGUGAUAAUAGAAUAUUUUUUUUUUCUUAAUUUCUUUAUUACAGAAUUGGUAGUUUAUUUCUUGUGUACUCAAUUUAUCCUUAAUAGAAUUACAUAUUUUUGAAAUUAUCGUAAUUAAUUAUUAUAUUUUAAACGUUUCAGACAUAAUAAUUAUUCUAUUACUGUUUCAUCACGCAUCACUGGUUUUAUCGAAAUUAAAUAUUAUUGCUAUCAAUUUUGUUUCGGUUUCCUAAUUAUUGAUUCAGGGAGGUGGGUACGUAUUGAGAAAAAGAUAAACGCAAUAUUUUACACGAACACGUUAAGUUGCACAAUACAUUUUGCCAAUUGAGUUGUGUUUUCUCUUUUAAACUUAAAUAUAAUAUUAAAAAAAAAAAAUUAAUAUCAAGUAUAAUAUAAAAAGAAAAACAAAAUUAAACUGGCCAAGUUAAGGCCGAACUCGGAGAAAACCAAAAAAGUAAGUGAAAAUAACAGUGUGUCAAUAAUAAUUUCGGAAUAUUUAUACUAUUACAAUUUUACUAACACGACAAAUCAUAAUAAACAAACGAUUUCGAAUUGUCGCUUGGAUGCGAAGUCGUAUUAAAAUAAAAAAAUAAACACGAGACCGAAUCAACAACAAAUUAAAUAACUAUUAUAUAUUAAAUAGGCAAUGUCAAUAAAUGACAACACUAUACACUACCAUAAAUAAGUACUAUAAAUCGAAUAUAUAAUAAAUCCCCGUCGACUGGUAUCGAAAACUCGAUAAACCAGAAAUUUAUCCAAAUGUUAGUUGAGGAUGUUUUGAUAAGAUAAAUGCCUAGUUCCUACCUAUAUAAAAGAUGAGUAAUUAAGACAGAUAAGUAUGUAUCAUAAUACAAUAUUCUAAUUUGUUGAAAAUCAAUACUAUAUCGUUUUUGAACUACCUCUUACUUAACUUGUUCAAAGAUAAUUGAAAUCAAAUGUUUACGAUGCAUGAAACCACGACGAAAUCACGAUAAUAUUCAAUUAAUAUAUAGUUUUAAUAAAAUAAAUCUACAAAAUGUACGAAUAAAUGUAUGACCAAACUGCUGCCUUAAAAGCUUAUGUUACAGAAUUUGGAAAUAAUUUUUUUUUUUUGGACAAUAUUAUCAGUUAGUAUCAAUUUCUGUAUCUAUUUUUAUUAUAUUUAUGUAUAUUAUAUUUUAAAAAACACCUGUAUAGCGUAUCGAGUUUAAAACAUAGAAUUUGAGCCUUAAGUUACAAUAUUUAUAAUGUGUAUAGGUACACGCAGUGCAUACUACGUAUACGAUUGGAAAAACAUGCUUACUGAAAACAAUAGUUAAUGUAAAAUUAUCACUUUUUAUAAUAAUUUUAUCAUAUUAUAAUAAUUUAAUAGUUUUAAAUAUCGUAGCAGUGUGUGCUUGUUGUACCGAAAAACGUUCCGGUACGGUAUUUUACAAUACGGUAUCCCAUAACGAGUACCGGUUCAAUGUGCAAGCUACGGCGGAAUAAUAUAGGUACCGUACAAAUAAAAUGUUGUUUACCGUACCGGUACCGGACCCGUAGGCGCCGACUUUUAGAUUUAAACACGGGUUGAAAUAAAAAAACUACUGUGUAUAGAUAUUAUUUUUAUACAUAUAACAUUAUAAUCCCGGUAUUUUAUCUUUAGCCAUAUUUAGACAAUAAAAUGUGUUUUGAUGAACAUUCCAUGUCAAAACUCAUUAAUUAUAAAUGCCAUAAUAAUAAUCAAAUAAUAUUUUUACACAAAAGCGAAAUAUUAUUUUUACGUUUUACCUUCGUUAUAACUGAAGAACGGGAGCUAUGCCUCCACUAAAAUCAAAGUACGGGGGCAACUGCCCUCGUGGUCACCGUGCAGUUGGCGUGGUGACGAGUCGGUACCUAUGGCCGGUUAGGUUAGGUUUCAUUUUGUCGUUCUUUAUUAUCGUCAUAUAUUUAUGGAAUUUUUAAUACAGGUUGCCAAUUGGAAAUCAAAAGUAGGUAGGUAAUGUUAAACCCACCAAACAAUAAUACGGUCCAGUUCAUUUGGAAAAUUCCCAUUUCAGACCGGUCGCUUCCACCUCUGGCUAUCAUUAAAAAUCAUCUAACCUUAAAUUUAUUAUCUUUUAAAUAGGUACAUUUUGUAAAAAUUUUUUCCGAAUAAAAUGUUUUUCACACAAAAACAUAAUUUUGAUUUGAAUCAGACAAUGAGUCGGUGCUGUGGUAUAACUUUAAAACCUCCUCCUGAGCCGACUGACGUCCUAGCAAAAGUCUAAAAAUGCCUUUACCAAAUCCAGCAAAUUCGUCGAAUACAUUGGCUCAUUUUUUUUUUUUUUUAAUUAAAUAAUGUGUCGGUGCAGCCGCAAAGAUAGCAGCAACUAUAUUUGUGGAUUUCAGAUGUUUAGUGUACUAGAAUAAUCAAAAAAUGCCCUAGCAAAAUGUUGAUACUAGUUAUAUAGUCCUAGUGCCGGUGCCAACUUGACAGACAGACUACUAAAUCCAUCUCGAAAUCAUUUCCUGUUGAAAUCCUAUUCAACACAAAUGUAGUCAACUUUUUCAGACAAACGUGAAAUAAAACCAACACGUUCCUCGCUCCGUUCAUAAUCUAAAAUUCAAUUGAAUCAUUACAGGCGUGUAAUAAUAGUAUUUACAGUUGCGCGUAUUGUCCUAGCUAUUAUUCAAUUUUACAUAACCGUAUUAUAUAUCCACGGAGGAUAAUAUCGUUAUUUAAUUUGAACGUAAUAUCAUUAUAGCUGUAUAAAAAACGGGCAAUGUCAAGUCGGAACAUUUUUAACGGUGCCUAAUUAUCGUUUUAUUAAAUAUAUUAUACACUAUGCCUAUGGGUAUGGGAGGAAAAUAUUCAAGUACUAUGUUCGGGUGGGGCUUAUUAAUAAAGAAUAACGAAUAUUCGAGCCCGUUAACGAAUCAGUAUUCCAUUAUAUUUCAACAAAACAAAACAUCUUUCCAAUACAUCUUUAUGCUUAUUCAAAUAUAUUUAGUAUAGUUUGUUUUUCCGGCUACUUUGGAUCGACCUGUAUACUUUGACCACUAUACGGGGAACGGUGUAACAUACUAUCAAGUUUAUGAUACGUUAAUAUUAUUUAACAGAUUAUUAUGUGAGUAAAAACAAAUUAUUAAAAUACGAUAAUUAAUGGGAUUUGAAUGGAUUUUGCCGGAUUUUCUAAACAAAUUUGAAAUUUGAAAGUUAGUUUUUAAGUUUAAACGAUAAGACUUUUUAAACUAAUCUACUACCCGAUAUCCAUUUAAAAGUAACGGAUACGGCCAUUUUUAUGAACUAAUAUGACGUUUUAGACAGGAAAAUAAGCUAGAGUAAAAUUCAUUCAAUUUAAUUUUGAAAACAUACUUAUUUGAAUUCUUUGACUUCCUGUCUAUAUAUUGUAGGAAACAUUUGUUAGUUGUUUUAUUUUGUUUAUGUAGUUAGAAAACAAGACGAUUUGAUCGUUUUUCUUAAAAAAAAUUAGUACAUAAUAGUCUUACAAAAAAAAUUAUGCAUAUCAUAAAAAUGUAUAUAAAAUCAAAUCAUUUUUUUUAAAUCAGGAAUUGGACUAUUGAAAGUUUAUUCAUUUUACUCCAGUUUGUUGGUCCAAAUAUAUGAACAAACGAAUUGAUUUCAACGUCCUUAAUUACGUACUCGUUGAGUAUAUAAAAUCAUAACGGUUAGACUAAUGGAAUAUUUUUAUUUUAAACACUCGUUUUUUUUUCACGUUGAUAUUUAUUUUAACAAGGAAUACAUUUUAAAUUUCAAAUAAAAAAUGGAAUGAAUAUAAACAAAAAUACUCAGACGUUUGAGUACUAUACUUUUGAAUUUUAACUCAAUGUAUAAAAAUCAAAAAAAAAUUAUAAUGAUUUUCUCGGUGGAGCUUGAAAUAAAAACUUAAACACUUCCAUGGGUAUUAUUGUCUGAGGGAACGCUGAGUGAACGCAACAGCUAUGAUGUAUAAAAGGAGACAUGAAUAGUAAAAAAAUUAUUUGCUGACCCAAUUUUUGCGGGACGAACAAAUACGAGGAAGAUAAAGUUUGUUACCCGAAUAUAUAAUUUUUGCAGGCCUACAGAAAACACUUCGCGACGUCGACCUGCAGCCGGCGUCCGAAGGGUCGUGAAGUUUUUGAUAGUCACCGUGGUAAUAGCAAUCGUAAUGCUCGUUUGCAUUCGGCUGGGUCGGUCGAUGGCCAAAACUAAGUCUUCACCGGACGAAAGGCCUUUCGUAGCGGCUGACGAUCUGAACGCGACAGUCGUAGAACCUAUGGUGCCGAACAGCAGGUCUCUAAACGCCACCGUGGUCCAAACCGACCAAGUUGAACCCAGGAGUGGUGUGCUGCCAAUUUUCCGUCAUCGGGGUACAUCCACGGGCAAAGAAAACAGCUGGCUCAACCAUAAAUAUUUGGUCGGAGACAUAGUGAAUAAAACUGACUCCAUUGCGGACACCGGAAUCCAAAAUAAAAACAAUAUCAACAGGUAUAGAUAACACAAUAUUGUAUUUAGGUUAAAACUCAGCUAUUUUUAUACUUAUACCUAGAAAUAGUGUAAUUCUAAUGACUUCGAUACCCAUCCCGAAAAUUGAGUUUAAAAUGUUAUCAUAAACUUUCAAUUCGUUCAAAAGUCCUCCGAAAAAUCACACAUGUAUACUACUAUACUACUAUCACCAUAUACUAAAAACAUUUUUCGUUUAUUUACAUAUUAUGUAUAGAAGAAAACGGUUGCUUCUCCUGAAAUUUAUUUUUGAAGAUUAAAGUGUUAUAAUAUUUUAUGUUGAAAACAACAAUAAAUCAUUGCAUUCAAAAUACACGAUUCGAUGUGUACGUAGAUGACAUUCGAGAAACGUAGUCAUCUACACUUCGUUUGUAAAAAAUAAUCGUGAUAAAUAAGUGCAUCAAUUUGUUUUUGUAUAGAAAUAGGUGAAUAAUAGGUAUUACUUAAAUUUGAUAAUUUGUAUGCUAAUUCUUCAAUAUCUAAAACUUACUCGGAACUCCAUACUUUGGUUACCUAUUAUUAAAGUAAAAUUUUUGUCGAAUUUGCAAGGAAAACAGAAAAGAUACCACUGCAGUACUGAGUUUGUUUACAUAUUUAUUUUUCCCGAUAUAUUUGGUUACUUUUAGCGGUUCCCUCUGGACCAAAUAAGCUCAAACUCGGAAAUUGGAGUUGUUUUCUAGAUGGUAUGAUGUAAUUAUAGUUGGACUAAAUUUUACCAUGUUAUUGAGGAAGUGAACAGUAUUUUUUUUAACUUCGAACACUCCAACAGUCCUCCAAAUGAAGCAGGAGCAAAUAGCAUUUUGUGUAUACAAGACGUUAAUAUUAUCAUCAAUUUGUUUUGUUGGGUUUCAACUUUCCCCCCCCCCCCCUUAGAAUUAACAUGCUCAAAUUUCACCAUUUGUAUUUAAUUUUUUUUUUUUGACUUUGUAUUAUAUUAAUGAAAGUUAAUAUUACCGAUAUUGUAUUACUAUAAUAUUCGUUGACUUAUUUACAAAAAUUUCGUAUUUCGUUAAUACAAAAUAAUUGCGGGAAAAUUCUAGUGAUGUAGCUCUACUGCUUACGGGUGUUUUUUUUAUUUUGUGAGAAUAUAAAUAACUUUUAUUACUCAUUAUUACUAAUGAAUAAUAAACUAAAACUUCGCUAAAUUUGUUUAUACUUGUUCGAUUUUUGUUAAUAGAAUAUACUGAAAGUUGUUCAAGUUUUCAAUAGUUAUAAUUUUGAUAUUGAAAUCCCGACAGUUAAAAUCCUGAUAAGGUUAAAACCAUGACAGAUAAUAUUACUUAAUUAAUUUUGCACCUUAUAGAAGGUAUACAUUUACAUUAUAUUGUGUCUGACCAUUAGAUGAGAAUACGUAACACUUGAUGAAAUUUUGGCAAAUCUAUUAUCAAAGUAUUUAGACCUUGUUAAGAUUUCAACUUUGGGAUUAUAAAUUUGUCGAGAUUCGGUCUCGGACCCAAAUACAUUAGAUAAUGCAAGUAUCUAUUAAAUUUGAUAAACGAUGAUUAUAUAUGUUAUAAGCAAUUAGUUUAUGUACGAAUACCGGUAAUUUCUAAUAGUUAUUUUUACACAUUAUUAUAAUUAACAUUUUUUUUUUUUUUUAUAGACAGAUAAAUUACGAUGAUAAUUCGUAUUUAGAGACGCAGAAAUGGUCAACUGAAAAAGAUGGAUCGGUUGGCAACCGUGACCAAUACGACUUGGCCUAUAACGCGGCCGGCGACUAUGGCUAUAACUAUAAGCAAACCGAUGCUCCAGUUACGGACGAAAUUCAAGGGUAUGCCAUAGAUCCUGAACCAAACUACCCUGCGCUCGUCUACGGACCCUCUUAUUACAGACCACUAGAAAAUCCAAUCAUUUCGGACUAUCAAACGCCUAGUACCAGUUACUAUCAACCGCCGAGUACCAGUUACUAUCAACCGCCGAGUACCAGUUACUAUCAACCGCCGAGUACCAGUUACUAUCAACCGCCGAAUACGGAUUACCAACCACCGAGCUCGUAUUAUCAAUCACCCGGUACACAGUAUCAACCGCCAAGCUUGCCUUAUCCACCGCCUAGUCCACAAUAUCAGCCACCCGCAAAAAAAACGAUUUUACGUUAUCCAACUCCGCCAAGUCCUCCGCCGAAGUUAGUGAUUCCAGUAACGAAUAAAAACGUAGUCGACUGGAAAAUAAUCUUCGGCAUAUUGACACUCUUUAAAUUUGGACUUAUCAAACUUAAAGCGUUCGGCAUUAUACAAUUGUUAUUAUUUCUAGUGUUCAUACUAAAAGUGUUCUUGGGAAUACUACUCAUCAAAUUUGUAUUGCUUUUGAAAUUAGUGAAAUUUUUGAAAUUCCUACUAAUGCCACAAUUGUUUUUCCUAUUGGGUUUACCAGUGAUUACCUCAAUGCUCUCUCCCAUCGUUCUGACUACGAUGAUGUCGAUUCCGGGACGGAUAAUGAAUAUGUUAAAAGAACCGUCUAAUUCAACCAUGAUGCCGGUCUCCAUGAUGCCAGUGUCUAUGAUACCGUACUCCAUGAUACCAUCAAGAUUUUCUGAAACAAUACCAUCAGUGUCUAGACCAAAUAUCCCGUCAACCAGUUCAUCAACAUCGAGUUUACAGACUCGGCCAGUUGGUGGUAGUUCAGGAUCUGGAGGUGGUUCAAUGAGUUCUUCCUUGUCGUCAACUAUAAGUCGUCCAUCAAUGGGUCCUUCAGCAAACACAGUUACAUUACCCAACGGUACGAGAUAUACAGUACGCCCUGAAGAUUUAAUUCCAAACACGAUGCAAACAGGUCUGCCCGUUAAUAAUCGAAGAGCUCUAAACUUCUCGAAAAUCGACAAUGUAAAUUUACUAUAUAAUCGGUAUAAUGAAUCAUUAUCGAAAAAUUCAAAUACUCUGGAUAUCGUUCAUGAUGUUUUAAAUUCAGACAAAUGUCUAGAAAGAAUUGCUUGCCGAUUGGCCGUGUCAGAAAAACCCGGCGUCACGCCUCCGUGGAUCAAUUGGUGAGUCGCACAAGUUGAUUAAUCCUCAUUGAAUUAUCCUUCUUUAAAACGAUGUGACAUUCCGAUAGCAAAAACAAAAUCUCAUUUUUAGAAUUCCUUCAUAAUAAACGAAAUUAAAACAUUUUUUUUUUUUAAAUUCAUAUAUUAUUAUUAUACAUGUUUUUAAAUUUUUAUUCGUUAAUACUCUUGAAAUCAAGAACGAUAAUAUUUGGUUAGAAGGACUGCAAAAAAAAUUGCAGUGGGUAGCCAUGAAUUAAGCGUAUGUAUAGGUGACGGACUCAUAUGCCAGACACAAUAGCCGGUCAAUGAAGUGAUUUCAACCAUAGUUAGAGAUAUGUAAGAGUACGACAAAGGUAGCAAUGAAUUGGUUAAGAUGUUUGGAAUUCGAAAACUUAAUACAGGAUAUUUAUAUAUUUUUAGUUAUAAACGGGCUUGCGCCCAAUACUACAAAUUAAAUGAGUGAGAAUAAUAAUUACAAAUAGUAAUACAAAGAUAUUGUAACAAUUGCAGCUUAAAAUAUACAACUCAAUGUUAAUUCAAUUUAUACAUAAAUAGGGGGUGAGGGAAUCGGAAUUCUUGAGAUACAUACAUUGACGCAAGAGCUAAUUAUGCCCAUAAUUUGUAACAGUUGUAUGAACAUGAAAAAGAACAAGUUGGUGUGAAGGGUGAGGUGGAUAUUAGGAGAAUGGGCGCAUUAUGCAUAUAAUAUGUAUUAUCAAUAACUGUCUAGACAAAUUUUAAAUUGCCAUCAACUCUUUUGUUCGCUAGAAUAGCUAAACCUAAUAAUUAAUGCAUAUAUAGGACAGUAGCGUAAUCUUAAAAUGGGUGGUUAAUAUUGAGAACAUGACUUGCUAAGGAGACGAAAUGCCAUUGAAUACACUUUAGAAUUAAAGAGUUGGAUUACUAUAUUAUUGAAAUUAUUUUUAUUAUUUUUUUAGGAUACUUAAAAGCGUGUCAAAUACUAUCAACAGUGAAAAUCUCAAAUCGUAUUCCAAAACUUACAACGAUGUAAAAAAUACAGUUCUCCAAACCAACUCAUCAGCUCCCGAUAAUAAUAACUGGUCAACUUGGUGUUCGGAACGGUAUAGCUGCAGUUUUAAUAAUACAGUAAAGAAUUCAAUGGAGACAAUAGUCAAUAGUUAUUAAUAUUAUUGUUUCUAUUUUCAAAACGGAUUUUAAAUUGUAGCGUCCCAAACGAACGUAACAUUAAAAUAAUAUCCCAAACAAAUAAACGUAACAUAAAUUGUUUAUAAACUAAAUUAUUUGUAAAUAACUUGUUUAAAAUUAUGUAAUAAAAAUAUUGUAUUAAAUAUUUUCUAAAUUUUAUUAUUUUUAUUAACUCAAUUAUAAUGUAACAGAAAAAAAAAUAACUUGUUCCUCAACUUUAAACAUUUUAACUAGUUAUUACUGCUCAGCUUUGAUAGAGUUUAGUAUGGCCGAUUCAUAACAAAAUUGUAUAGUUAAAUUAAUAAUCUCGAUAAUUCUUUCUAUGUGUUAUUUAAAAAACGAGUAAUUCUCACAGUUUUGCAUGCAUAUAUUUUAAAUCGCGGGUUUCCCUCUUCUAAGUAACGAAUGUUAAAUAUUGAAUUCAAAUUGUAUAGUUCGUUGACAUAAUAUUUUAGUAUGCUUACCCACCUAAACUGGAAUAUCUGAAUAACGUAAAUCAAUUACUAAUAUAAUCUUGGGUACUCUAUAGACACUUUAAAUUCGUGUAAUGCAUACCAAAUAUUGUAAGUAUUCUCUUGCUAACUUUUUGAAUAGGAUUUAAAAUUGAAUUAAACCCGUCUACCAACUCAUAAAUUAAUGCAGUGAUUUUCCACAACAAGUUAAAAGGAAUUUAUGAUUCGCGGAACGGACUAUCGUAUAUAGUAAAACGAGUUGAACGAACCAAACUCGACAUUACUGCGAUAUCAUUUAAGUGUUGAAUUUAAAAUUAAAUGCAUUUUAUUAAUUAUGUAACAAUGUAAUAUUUUUUUUUUUAAUUUACAUUUAAGAUUGUUUUUUAUAUUAAAUGUUAUAAUUGUUUUAUUAUUAAAAAACAAUGUCUAAAAACCGUACGCAAUAGUAUCGAUACUGACAAUAAAGGAAGAAGCAGAGGCGGACUGAGAGUACUUCGGUCCAAAUGAAGAAGAUUUAAGCGACCCUCACGUUUUUUUUUGCGUAUGUUCAACAAAUUUAAAGCUUGCUACGCUCGCUUAUGGAAAAUUUAUAAAGGCCUUUACAUAUAUUGUCUUUUUUUUACAUCAAAUACAAUAUUGUAGCACACAAAAUAAUCAAAUAUAUUAUACUACCACAAAAAAGUGAAUGGCAUAUUUUCACAUUAAUAGUCAUAACAAUGAUAUAAUAGGGGACAAAUUAUUACUGAUAAAUGACCCCAACUGUUUUUCAGGGAUAACUCAAGAAGGGAUGAUUUACAAAUUGUGGAUUUUCGCUUAUAAACACUAAAAAAUAAUGUAAAAUAUUUUGGUCAAAAGUUAAGAAAUGACAGAAAUAAAUUUUAGUGAAGACCUUAAAAUAGGGUAACUUAGAUAAUAUGUGUGCUAACUUUGAUAAUAGAUAUUAUUUUAUUAAAACAUUGUUAAAAACAGUUAAUAUCGUAUAUGAAUUGACGUUUUAGGCUAAAUAUCAAAAAUUGGAUUUUGAUAAACCGUUCUUAUUUAUAUAUGUUUGUAAUCUGUUAAAACUGUUAUUAAACGUGCUUACAAUAUCAUUAAAAUUGUAAGCAUGUAAAAUUGAAAUAGCCCAAAAACUAAGCCAGACAAUUUUUUUUUUUUUUUUUUGCAAUUUUGAUAGUUUUACCGCCAUAUAAUAUAAUGAUAUAAUGAAAAAAAUAAUGGUUAUAAAAGUUACUCUACAAUAGGUGAAACAUUAAUAACUACAUUAAAUAAUACAAAAGUAUUAGAUAAAACGGCUGGACUUACAAAUUUCAAAUUUUCGCUUACAAAUACUUACAAAUGACUUACAAAGUUAUUAGCCUGGGGACGGGUGCAGUCAGUGUUGUAAGUGAAUAGUGAAGAAGAUGAGGUACAUAAAUUUAUUUAAUUUAUACUUUUAGCCAACGAUAAACCAUUGAUAAAGAAAAACGAUUCGAAGAGAAGUUCUGUUAUACAUGUUUUGAAAAACUGUAAUAUUUACGAUUUUUGUCAAAAUUUUGUGAAAAACAAAAAAAAUAUUUCAAAACAAUCAAUUUUUUUUUAUAUUACACUAAGUUCAACUUAUAAUGAACCUCGUGUUAAAUGUUCAAGCAUCACUUCUGUUUAGUCUGACGAUCUAUCUACAGAGUACCUACCAAAUAAAAAUUACGUAAAAAACUCGCAAAAUAAAACGUCUAUAAAUAUUAUGAUUUAUUGAACUUGUAAACAAAAUGCAAAAAAGUGUGCUAAUACCAAUAUGUAUAAUGUAACCCAAAGGUAAAAUAUCAACAGUUAAACCAAAAAUCGAUAUUAUGAAGAACUUUUCGAUUUAUAAUAAUAACUGUAAUAAUUUAUUAUUUAAUAUCAUUUGAGCAUUUGGGUAAAAAAAUGUACCUUUAUUUGUUGUUAGCAUUUCGGGAGUGGCGAAAAGUUGCAUGAAGAAGACACGUGAGUUAAACAAGUUGUAAUCAGUAGACAAUCAGCAUACCAGAUAUCUUAAAAUAAUCAAAAUUAUAAAUUUAUCUAAACGGAAAUCAUCAAAAGAAAUUUUUCAUUCGUUUCGUUCAACAACAUUUAUAAUAAUAAACCCGAUCACGUUUAUUUUAUAUAGGUGAGGACCGACUUUGUUGACUUUUGAAAUAGAAAUUUUGACACAGUUAUUAUUUUAAAAUCUCAUAUAAUAAUAUAAAUCUUUAUUAAUGUUCUUAAAAAAACUAUUCGCAUAAACCGGCAGCGUUGGUCAAAAUUGUCUUUCAAUUUGGAAAGCGAAAAGUUGCUUGCAUUUUGGAUGAAUUUCUAAAAAAUAUUACCAUAAACUUCAUUGAAACUAAAAAAAUCAAGACAUUUUUCUAUUUUCAUCAUAUCAUUUUCACAACGAAGUUCAGCAUGUGUACUGAAAAAUGAACACACAACACACUAGUCACACUACAUGGCUCAAAAACUAUGAUUUUUGUGAAUUAUUUUGUUAAAAAUAAUUUUGUCUAGGUUUAAAAUAAAGUUAAUCUUUUGUGGAAGUACAUAACAAAUUUUAACAUUUUUUUUUUAAUUAAGAACGUAGGUAGAUUAAGCUCUGUCUUAUAAAUCGCAUGGCUGAAGCCCGGAGCGUUCCUGCAAUACGAGUUUUAAUUUAUAAAUAAUGUUCCGUUCGAUUAAAAUGUGGAAUACUAUAAGAGGGAGUUUUCGUACGUAGGUACCUAUUUAUUAAUAAUGUAUUAUAGUUGUGAUGCAAUAUUAUAACAUUAUUAAUAUUGAAAUUGAAAUUGAAAACCGAUUUGAACCAUGAGUUCAUUUUAUAACUGUAGAUAUUUUAUAAAUCAGAUAGAAAAAUAUGUAUAUAUAUAUGUAUUUACAUAUUAUAUAUCUUAUAUAUCUGAUAAAAUAACAGUAGAUAAAUAUUUUACAUUUCGUUGCGAACCAUUACGAACGGUUUAUUACAUUUAUGUGUGUAUUAUAGCCAUUAUAUAGCUAAGUAGUGAGUAUCGUUUUUAGCUAUGAAAAAUUUUCGUGCAUUAGCUAUGUCGAUAAUCACAGAAAGAUAUACAGGCACUUUAUUGUAAGUAGGGGGGAUUAUUAAAGUUCAACACAUUUUUAUCCGUUCGCGUGUCAGUAGUACAGCACACCAAGUACAUAAACCAUCUUGAGUAUAUAGGUAUUAUUUCAUAAAGACUUAUGGGUUUUUCGAGUAUUUUAUAAUAUUAUUUUCUCGGCAAAAUAAUACAUCGAAUCGUCCACAGAACAUAAUAGUAUUAUACCGCAUUGAAACUCGAACUAUGUGAGUACAAAAUAAACCUACUUCACUUACAUUAGGUACUGAUGGCCAUUUAUAAACACACACAAAUAAAUUAACAUGUAACAUUUAUGUACAUUUCUUUUUAUUGUGUUAAAUUUAACACAAUAAUAAUUUGGUCAUAACCGAAGAUAGCAACAAGUUACUAUAUUGAUAACUUUUAAAUAAACGAACUUAAAAAAAAAAUAAUAAUAGAAAAUAACAUCUUAACUUUUUUUGAUAAGUUAUUUUAACUUGGCUUUGUUAUUCGGAUGUAAAUUAUUUUUAAAAAUCAUUUACGAAUUUUCGUAUAAAAUCUAUACUUACAUUUAUCAUCUACCAUUAAUAUUGACAAAAAUUACGUAUUAGUAAGUUUAUAUCUCAUUAUCAUAUAGUUAGACUAAAAUAGUCCACACACGUGUAAAUGUAAGAAAUAUAAACGUACAAAAUACUUUUGUGAGUGCAGUUAAUGAUAAUUAUUUUAAAAAAGAGUACCUUUUAACUUAACGUGAUUUAAAUUUAAAUUUUUCUGAAAAUAUGUAACUUAACUUAGUAAUUCUAAUUUAAAUUUUAAAAUAAAGUUUAACUUAGCUAAGAUAUUUUUUUCAUAUAAUUUUAACUUAAACUAGGUAAACAAACUCGAUUAACUUAUCCGGUUUUGAUCUUAACUUUAAUAAUAUCAUAAUUAUUAUUAUUAUAUAAUAUAAUCAUUCUAUUAAGGUGAGAUAGUAUUAAUUUUAGCAUAAGUAAAUCUCAAUGCCUUUUUGUUAUGGAUAAAUGUAGAUUUAAAAGAAUCUUUGUUAAAAUUUAAAUUCAAAGUUUUUAUUUUUUUAUUUACAUUGAAUAUUGUAAAUUUGUUAUAGUAUAGUUACUUAGUGGAGUAUUAGUUAUAAAAUUGUGUUACCAUUUUUUCAAUUAUACCGAUGUUUACUCUCAAUAAAAAAAAAUGUUUAAACGUAAUCUCUUUUAAGUAUCUUUUUUGUCAAAACUAUAUAUACCUACUGUAUCGAGAAAUUUUAUGGGACUUCUAAACUUAUUAACUCACAAACACACGUUUACUCGUGCAUUUAAUAAUUUAUACAAAAAACUAAAAACUUAAUAAGCGUUAUUGAAAAAUAGAUAAGUGUUUCACUUGAAAAAAAAUAUACAAUUUGUUAUAAUAUUGCGUUUAACUAUCAGUACCAAUCUCUGUAUUAUUAGUUUUAUCAAACCUUAAUUGAUAUUAUUUAAAUAAUUUUCCAAAUUAGAGCAGUACGCUGUAUAGUGUAAUCGAUUGUUAAAAUAUGACAAAUAGGUACAUUUCAGUAUAUAUUACAUAAAUUUCAAUACAAUUUUGUGUUCUUACUGACAAAAAAUCAAACCUAAUUUAAACCCUAAAUUUCGAAAACAAUAACUGUAUAAUGGAUUACUGUGUGUACCGAAUACAAUGCGAUUAUCACUCCAGAGCUUUUGGAUUUAAUUCAUCGCGAUGCAAAACACGUCGGAUGAUAUUCAUUAGUAACAUUCAACCCGAUGUAAAUGAAGUGCUAUAUUUUAUUGUGUACGAUUUUCGAGAACGCAAAAUCUAUAGGUUAUUGUUUACGAGAUGAUCGAUUGUUAUCAUUCUAUUAUUAUAAUUAAUGAUUUCGAAUUUACAAUAUUGUUGAACAAUUACGAUUUAAAUGCGCUUCGGUUAGGUUUUCCUUUAUCACUAAAAAUGCAUAAAGAGUACCAUUAUACAAAUAACAAUAUUAUAUUAUAUAUAAUAGUGGAUUGGAUUAAUUAUCCGGAAAAUAAAAAUAUAAACUACGUAAUAUUUGAUCAAAGUAGAAUAUUAAAUGGACGAUUUUCAAAAUAUUCAAUACUAGGCCAAGAAUUAUAUACCUAUGUAGGUAACACGUCAAUAAACAAAAAAUAUUCACCCUGUCGAAAACAUUAAAUUAAAAAAUUGUAAUGUUUUUCAUAAAUAUACUUAAAAUUGUUUUUUUUUUUUUUAUGUAGGCCAGAAAACGAAAGUGGAAAAAAACCCACCAAAUGUGUUACUCGAGUGAUGAUAAUGUUAGGAAUUUUGCUAGUGGUCGUGGCUUCCAUAACGCUACUAUAUACCCUGUCCUAUUUGCAGCAGGUAAUCCCUCUUGCUGAGGACGCUCUUGUUCCAGCGGACAAUGUUCACGGUAUGGCUGAUGUCUUGUUCACGACGGCAGCGCACAACCGAGAUAAGCUAUUUGCAGUAAAACUGCCUGGCCUUAUUACCACAACGACAAAAGACGUCGUGCCAGACGGAGAAGAUAUCCAAAAUCCUGAAGAAAUAUUGGAAACUAACAUAUUGAGUCCGAUAACGUUAACAACGUCUGGAGAAGAAGAAGUAAAAAACGACUUGACAGUCAAAUUGCCGUCGGUCCCUACGCUGGCGACCAGCAGGUCUCUGAACAGUGACAUCGUGACAAUAUUAAAACGGAGCGAUAAUUUUGUAGUCGAACCUUUGAUUACUAAAAACGUAAUCUUGCCACUAGUCGUUGGUGAAAAUAUGACGAAUAAAAAUCUACGUUCGAUCGACUAUAGCGAAAAUAACACGACCGUUGACAACGAAAAUGAAAAAGACCAAGACACCGAAGACACAGCGAAAAAUCAAACGAACGAAAGGUACGAAAAUCGCUGUUUAAUCGAGUCUUCUCCAUAUACUUGUUUGCCUUAACCUUGUGCACCAAAUUAUCAUUCAAAAACAAAUUUAUAACGUGAUUUUCAAACUUAAUAAAAUUCUAUCUGACAUUUUAUGGAGUUUGUAAUUCUCUAAAAACUUUUAAAACUGUUACCCCCUACCUAUAAACAAUAUACAUCAUAAUAUAACGAUUGAUAUUUACUGUACGAGUAAACAUGUGAUUAUCAUUUAAAUAUAGUUGUUUAUCUUUGUUAAUAGGCAAUUUACCAAGCACAGACAACUAAAUUACGAAAAUUACACGAAUAUAGAAGCAGCUAAAUUGGUAGUCGAAGAAGAUGUUUCGUCUGGUUAUCAAAGUUCAUACGAACAGAAUUACAACCUCGAUGAUUACGUCUACAGAAAACAAGAAAAUCCAGCUGUCGGAACUGGAUGGACCAAAGAUCAACGUUCCGAAACUACGGACGGUAGCAGUAAUAAUUGGGAUUCGUCUGCACAUGAAAACGGGAACAACAGACAGUCAGUUCGACCACCGCCAAGUGCUCUGAGUAAAUAUCCCAAAUCUGAAAUAGAAGUACACAAAGAGUUUAAAAUUGAUUGGCAAAGAAUUGGAAUACUGGCGCUAAUUAAACUUGGACUGACCAAACUGCAGGCAGUAGGUUUUCUCAAGAUGGUAUUUUUACUUUUAUUUAAAUUCAAGUUGUACCUGGUAGCUAUUUUUUUCAAAUUCGUAUUAUUCUUAAAGCUCAUCAAGUCGUUCAAUAUAAUGUUGAUACCCUUCUUUUUUUUCAAAUUUUUACCAACAUUAAUAAAUCUUUUUUAUUAUACGAUUGGACAAAUAUAUCGGACACCUCAAAUGCAACAAACGCAACAAAUGCAGCAACUAAUGAAACAAAUGGAAAGACUGGGACAAUUACCAUCAAACGCAGGAAUUGUUCCAGUAUUCAACCCGGAAACCGACCAAGAUUUCGUUUCAGCCAUAAAUCCAGGAAUCGUCCAGAGACCCUCCUCGGUAAUUAGUCGACCUGGUGUUUUAAGACCGUCUGGAAUGAUUACUAGAAAUCGUUUUCCCGGUGAAACAAUCACAACAUUAGUUCCCGGUGGAAUUGUACCAACAGGGGGCAUAUCAGGUGAAACAGUUGUCAACCGUAUUCCCAGUGGUAGCUUAAUGUUGCCGUCACUUAGACUUAACAGUAUAAUCAAUGGCCAAGAAAGCUCUGCAUUGGAAUUGUAUCAUCCUAUAUUUGGAGUAUUCCGAAGAGUGUUAGAUUCGGAAAAAUGCGUGGAAAGAAUAGCUUGCCGAAUUGCUGUGGUGGAGAAAACCGGUAUGAUGCCCUUCUGGAUUGAUUGGUAAGCACUGAAAAUUCAUAUUGAAAAUCAUUAUAAAAAAAAAAUAUUAACACAUAGUACGAUUUCCUUACGAAAUCGAUUAGUUGAAUUUUUAAUAAAACUGGGCUAUUAUAUUAUGAUAUACCUAUGAACUAUUUGUUGUUGUGUAUUAUUUAUUUUUGUUUUAACCAUAUGUUAUAAUAAUAAUUGAUAUAUUUGUCAGGAUAAUGCACAGAGUGUCAACAUUGAUUCCUAACGACAAACUAGAAACGUAUCUCAAAACUUACAAAGACGUGAAUCAUACAUUUCAUACCAAUUCAAUGACUCCAGACAGUUGGGCAACUUGGUGCUUAGAGCGUUAUGAAUGUAAUGGUGACGAUGCUUCGAUAAAUAAUGUGGCCGAUACAUAUCAACCAUUUUAAUUAUACGUAUUGAAUAAAUAAAUAAUUAUGUAGGUAG
Molecule: messenger RNA, 21131 nt
Organism: Cinara cedri
Lineage: Eukaryota; Metazoa; Arthropoda; Insecta; Hemiptera; Aphididae
Source: the annotation of a GenBank genome assembly